GUUGUGUGUACAUUGUAUAAAUAUUUAUUAAUUGUCACGAUUUCAAAAGUAUUGUAUACCUUAUGGUUUUUUCCUUUUGCUUUGCGUUUGGACGACGAAAAUAUUUAUCAAUAAAUGAUUCGGGAUUCAAAAUGUUGACAUUGGUUUUCGUCAAAGAGAAUAUAAAUACUACGUAAGAGUUUUCGUUCACACCGUGGCCUGAUUCAUAUUUUGUAAAUAUAUUUAUGUCAUUUAUUUGGAUCAUCAGUAGUUUAAGUUCGGCAAGUAAAGGUGUACCUAAUGGUUUAUCACCUUAACGCCUGAGUUCGAAUUUAAGUUUAUGUUUCAAAUUCCGCUUUGCGCAGCAAGUAAUGUAGUUUAUAAAAAGUGUGCGUGUUUUGUAAUCAUUGUAGAAUGAAAACAUGUCUAACUUAAAGACAACUUACCUGGUAGUUGGAGGCGGCAUAGCCGGCGUUACAUGUGUCGAAACUCUAGCAAUUUUACAUCCCGAAGAGAGUCUCAUAAUUAUUACCGCAUCUUCUUUAGUCAAGAAUGUAAGUAACGUUAGCUUUUACGCUAAAACAAUAGUAAAAUUUGAUGUAAAUGAAACAGAAGCAAGUUCAUUACAAAGGAUACAUCCAAAUCUAAAAAUUGUCUAUGAUUCACUAAAACAUGUAGAUACUGAAAAUCAAUUAGCUAUCACAGAUCAAGGUGUGGUCAUACAGUAUGACGUAAUGUGCUUAUGCACAGGUGGAAUACCAAGACUUAUAUCAGAGUCAAGCAAAUGCAGUCGAAUUCUUGGUAUAAGAGACACAGAGUCAGUUAAAGAAUUUCAGGCCCGCCUCAAGUCUGGGAGACGAAUGGUUAUUGUUGGCAAUGGAGGUAUUGCAUCAGAAAUUGUACAUGCUACAUCAGGCAUACAAAAAGUAUGGGUAAUUCGGGAUGAUUAUAUAUCAUCCACAUUUAUUGAUCCUGGAGCUGCAGAAUUUUUCCAAAACACAUUCAACAGUGAUGAAACAGUAGAUAAAUCAAAAAACACAAUCCUACAAAGGCAUGUGUUCACUGAAGAAGAUAUUAUUGUUUCCUUGAAUAAAGAUUUAAAAUCUGCAGCAUUGGGCCCUGAUUGGUAUAGAAAACUUGAAGGUAUUAAAAAUGAUAGUGGUGUUCAAGAACUUGAGAUUAUUUACAAAGUUGAGGUAAAAUCUGUUGUAGAAAAUGAUGGUGAAGAUUAUCCACUUAAAGUAGAACUUACAAAUGAAAAAACAAUUUACUGUGAUUUUUUAAUAUCAGCCACUGGGGUUGAACCUGCUGUCAAUUUUACUUGGGAUAAAGAACCAAAAAAAGGCUCUGAUGGAGGCUUAGCAGUAAAUGAGAAUCAAGAGACAUCUAUUAAAAAUAUUUUUGCAGCAGGUGAUGUAGCAUGUGCUGCCUGGAAACAUGCUCCACAUUGGUUUCAAUUAAGAUUAUGGACUCAAGCCAGGCAAAUGGCUGGAAUGGCUGCUAAAGCUAUGCAUGGGAGAAUAACAAAUGAAGAAGUGCUUCAAGACUUUUGUUUUGAAUUAUUUACACAUUGUACCUCUCUGUUUGGGUACAGAGUAGUGCUUUUAGGCAAAUAUAAUGGACAAGGCUUAGGUAAUGACUAUGAGAUACUUUUGCGUACAACUCCAAAACUAGAAUAUAUAAAAUUUGUAUUGCAGAAUGGGAGGUUGCAGGGUGCUAUUUUGAUAGGGGAGACUGAUCUGGAGGAAAUGUGUGAGAAUCUAAUUUUAGAUCAAUUGGAUCUCUCACCUUUUGGUGAUGAUAUUUUGAAUCCAGAUAUUGACAUUGAUGACUACUUUGAUUAGUUUAAUAUAAAAUAACUGUUGAAUAUGAAAAAGGCACUUCAUAUACAGGGAAGCACAUGUUGUUUAUGCAUCUAUUAUUCAAACUAUUGUAUUUAUGUUUCUAUUAACUAGAAUGUUUUUUUGAACAAUAUGUCCAUAGCAUGUGACAACAAUUAUUGCUUUUUGUGCUAUAUAAUUUAAGAACGAAUAUAAUGAGUGUAUUGUUUUUCACUAAUGUCCAAAAUAUUUAAUAUUGUUAAUAAUUAAAUAUGUUAUAUAAUACAUGA
Messenger RNA from Manduca sexta (tobacco hornworm), 2089 nucleotides. RefSeq names its product pyridine nucleotide-disulfide oxidoreductase domain-containing protein 1 (gene Pyroxd1). NCBI's taxonomy places the organism in Eukaryota, Metazoa, Arthropoda, Insecta, Lepidoptera, Sphingidae. The coding region runs from base 402 to 1823 and encodes 473 amino acids. Gene Ontology annotation, molecular function: oxidoreductase activity; flavin adenine dinucleotide binding. The record is from RefSeq and is a predicted model, not a curated record. The transcript has a single exon.